CAAGAUUGUGCUCAAGAAAGAUAACCAUCGUUAGCUUUCGCUAGAUAACAAACCAAACUUAAAAGUUUCGUGGAAUGCAAUCACCAACAAACAAAUAGAUUGACAUUUGUAGCAAAUAUUGAAUCAAUGUUCUUCUUUACUCCGACCUUUUCACCGACUAGGUACACCACAUAAGGACUUUCUCCGAUGGUACUUCAACGAUAAACUUUCCGAGUAAGCAGCAACUUUACAACGAAAAGUCCAUAAACGGACAAGCUCUGCAAAAUUUCAUCCCCACCUACAACAUAUGUUGGGAAGCAUUUUCUCCAAGGAACUGUCUACACUCUGAAAUGAUUUAACCCAUUCGGUCAGAAAGUUUCACAAAGGUUUUGAAGAUUUUUUUUUUUUUUUCAAAUAUUUUGAAUAGAAAAGUGGGACAACUUGCACAAAAUAAUUAUCGAUAUGUUUGAAUCUUAUCUUAUCUUACGAAUCUGCUGAUUCAUUUCAGAGUGUAUUCCCGAAUUCAUAUUCUAUAUAUUUAUUUAACGAUCCCUGUUUUAUCCUGUGAGUGGAUCUGCGAUGGAUGGGAGAGACUAUUUUUUCUGACAGGUGCCCUCGUUUGACGACCGACUAGGUACAAUGACGAUGAUGGGGCUUACAGAGCUCGCUUUCCGCCUUCUGUCGCUUCUGCUGUAUUCGUUCAAUUGAAGUGCUUUGUCGUUGACCUCGAAGGUGCCGAAGGAACGUAACAUGGCAAAAAUAGUAAUUUUAUGUGGGAAAUGUUUCCGCCCCUGUUCGGUUUUUUUUUUGUUGCAAGAAUGUUUCCCAUAGGGAGAUGGUAGCAGUAGGAACAGCAAUUCUCGAAACCGGUAAAAAGCCAGAUCGUAAACUUUAGGUGAUUUACUGUUGACUUUAGAGCGAGUAGUGUCCAGGAGAUUUGCCAUUGUAUUCAACAGGAUUUGUAGCAUCGGUUUCGAUAGUUUGUUUUUAGAGUGCCUAAAAAGUCAAGAAUUAUAAAAAAAGGCACUUUGUUCUACUCAUAAACCCCCAUUCACGUUACUUCUUUUUACGUAAUUCCUAUUUAAUGUGAUUCCAUUUACGUAAUAUUACUUCUGAAUGUUUGUUCAUUUGAGCAUACGUGUGACAUUCGCUUAGUACAUUACGAAUGUUUUGUAAAUUUGGAAAAUUGAAGCUUGUGUUAAGCCAAAGAAACAUCUAGAGGGUGAUGAUCUAAAGUCACCAGUAAUCAUCGGGAUUCUAUUUAUUAUUUCAAUUCAUACUCGUACAUGUCAACACCUCAGUGAGCGUAAUACUUCCAGAUACCAAGAAGCGAACAAACGGGAAUGUGAUCCCAAAAGCAUCGGUGCUCGAAGUUUCAUCGAUAUUUGAUAGUGUUACACGAUGUGAUGGAUCCUUUGAAGCUAUAUAGAUGAAACUUAUGACGACGACGACGACGACGACGAGGAAACGGCGACAUUGAGACUCGAGGGGGCGAAACAGAAGUGAAGAAUCAAAUCUCAAAAGCAAGAAAGUCCUCUCCGUGUAUGUGUGAGUGAAAGUGGGAGGAAAAGCAGGAGGGAAAAUGGACGACACCAGUUACUUUAAGAGUGGGGGUGCAAGUGGUGCUGUGAGUGCCGAUGAAAUUGGAGCAAGUGGUGGUGGGGGUGGUAAUGCCGGUUCGGGUGGAGCUUCGGGAGUAGGCUCUUCUGCCGGUACCGGCGGCCAUAGCAGUGAACGAGAUAGAUGCGCCUCCCAUGGAUCAGCCUCCGGCAACAUUCGUCGGCGGAGCACCAGCAACAGCUCUGUCAACCGAAGGACCCUUUCAAAAAUCUCCAACCUGGUCCAGCACCGGUCCGAGCAGCAGCACCACACCUCGGAGCGCACGAUGCGGGCCAUAGGGCGGGUUGGCCAGGCCGUCAACCUGGCCGUGGAACGGUUCGUGACGGUGGGCGAGACAAUCGCAGACGACAAUCCAGAAAUCAAGCAGGACAUGUACGAUGCCUGCAAGGAGGCACGAGCAGCUGGCUCAUCGAUAGAGCGUUUAUGUGAUAUUGCGGCAACGGAUCCGGUGGGAUACUCGCCCCGGCCUAAUCCGAUUGACGACAGAGGACCGAUGAUACGGGCGGCCCGGACCUUGCUGAGCUCGGUGACGCGGGUUCUGCUGCUGGCCGAUAUCGUGGUCGUUAAACAGUUAUUAUUAGCCAAAGACAGGGUAGCUAGAACUUUAAGUAGAUUAGAAUCAGUGGCCAAUUUUACAGAAUUCGUGAAAGCCUUCUCAGUAUUCGGCGCUGAGAUGGUGGAGCUGGCGCAUGUGACAGGUAAUCGACAGAACGAUCUGAAGGACGAACGGCGGAGAGCGCAAAUGUCGUCGGCACGACAGGUACUGGAGCGAUCGACGAUGAUGUUGCUGACGUCUUCUAGGACGUGUUUGAGGCAUCCCGAGUGUCCCCACUCCAAGGAAAACCGUGACACCGUUUUCUGCCAAAUGCGAAGAGCAAUGGACUUGAUACACUAUGUGGUGAAAGACGGCAUUCUGGAGACGGCUAGCGAACGAAAUGCGUUACGACAGGUUCCCGAAUGGGAUUCGGAACGGGCGACGGCCUUCACCUGCCUGCGGCACUUUUCCCGCCUCAUCGAGAUGUCCCGUCCGGAUUACGAGCGGCGCAGUGCCGGCAGUAAAACCAGUUCUUCCAUGACGGCAGCCGUCGGGCCACCUCCCCUUGGUGCCAAAGAUUGUGUUUCGCCGACCGCCGUGCGCGACAAGGAAACCGGAAUCGAGUACCGGCGAGAGCUGACGAGGCGGAACAGCGAGCGCGAUCGCGACAGAAAUUCCAUCGGUCAUUCCAGAGAGUAUAGUACUAGGGAACGCGAGUUUCCCAAAUAUGACAAUAAAUCUGAACUAGGGAUCUCAAUAUUUUCCUCCGAUACCCGGGAGCAGCUGCUGGCCGCACUCGACAAGGUUUGUGAAAAGACUCAGGACUUUACCGAUUCGGCGUACACGAGUCACGACUACCGGGAGAACAUUCUGCUGCUGUGCGACCGUGCCAAGCUGGAGCUGAACCAACUGAUGCGAAUCGCCGUCAGCAUGGAGCAGUAUCCGAACGCAUCCUACGACAUCGAAAGCGCCAUCGAGAGCGUCCUCACGGCGGCGCAUGACCUCACGACGCAGCUCACCCUGACAGCGCAGGACCAAUCGGCCGAGCUGUCACAUAUCAUCAAGGCUGGCAUCGACAUUGCCAACUCGCUCAGGAACAUUGCCUUAAAUCAGGAGAUCGACCGGUUACAGGAGUGCGCCGAUCGGUUUCACGAGCAUAUCGAUCAUAUACUGGAGGUAUGUAAACUGCUGCGACAGAUAGCUCUGACGGAAACGCUGCAGGUGCAAGCCAAGUUCACCGAAAUCAACGUGAGGAUCUACGGGCCGCAGGUGAUCACAGCGGCACGGGCUCUGACGUCGCAUCCGGAGAGUAAACACGCCAAAGAUAACCUCGAAGUGUUUGUCGAUAUGUGGCAGUGGCUGUCGACGGACGUGACCACCAUCACCAAGGAGGUGAUCGACCUGGCACAGACAACGAACAAAACCGACAAAACCACCGAGUAUCUUAGUCUUCCGAGACCUGGGAAACAUGGAACCACAUCGAAACCGCUGAAGCCAACGCGCCUCGACUCGGAGGAGCAGGAAAAGAUUGCCAAAACCGGACUGGAGAUGAAGAUGGUCACCAACGAGAUGGACGCCGAGACGGACAAGUGGAACGGGGCGUCCGAGGAGAACAACGACAUCGUCAAGAGGGCGAAAAACAUGUCGGCGAUGGCUUUCUCGAUGUAUCAGUUUACCAAGGGCGAGGGAACCCUCCGGACGACGCAGGACCUGUUCACCCAGGCGGAGUACUUUGCCGAGGAGGCGAACCGACUCUACAAGGUGGUUCGCCAAUUUUCCUACCAAGUCCCGGCUGGUGCCCCCAAGAAGGAACUGCUAGACCACCUGGACAAAGUGCCAACCUACGUGCAGACGUUGCAGUUCACCGUCAAGGAUCCGACCGUGGGCAAGGCCGCUACCUUCGUCAAGGUCGAUCACGUCAUCCAGGAGACGAAGAAUCUGAUGAAUGUGAUAUCGAAGGUGGUUUCGACCUGUUUCGACUGCGCCAACAAGAUCUACGAAUUGACCGGCAUGCCCUUCGACAACCGCUUAAUCAACGUUCCGUCCGUCGUGACUCCCAUCGAAUCGUCAUCGUUGGGCAGAAAGUCCACCAAAGACAAGGUAACGACGGCUGCAGUAUCUGGCUCGGAAGUAGACAAACCGUCCUCCGCUUUGCCCCGGAAUCGACGGAAGUUUGCACUGUCAAAGUAUCGCUAGCGAAAGGGAGAGAGAGCGAAAGACGAUCUCCAACACGAAAGUGAACACAAAAAGACAAUCCUAGGCACCCACCUGUUGUUGCCCCAGGGUCCUUUCACACUCAAUAACUCAGUCCCACCUGUCGUGUAGACCAAAUUAAUCGUUCACUUCCAUCAUCACCACUCGAUCCCGUCCAUCACGGAUCUAACAGUCACGGAAUUCUCUAACUGUUCUCAACUUCGGUACAAAUAGGGUGACUUGUUGCAUUUUCGGCAGCUUUUAGGUCAUGGGAUAUUUAUGAAGCAUAUUUGGGCUCAAAACUUGCAUCAAUAUCUUAAGUAAAGAUGUGCAGUGUCAAAUUUCACACCAUUUGGCAACAACGAUUACAUAAAUACAAAAUUUCUCCUCCUUAAACUAAAUCAAAAAUGUUGGUAGCCAUUAGAAUAUUGAGUGGUUUUUACGGUUAUCACUAGACAGUUAACAGAAAAGAAUCUGCACCAAUUUUGUGCUCACUAAUCGCUUUCUAAGGUUAAGCUGCAUGUCUGGGCAGAAUAGGGUUUUUGAGGAAUAUUAAAAUUAUUUUAUUCUACAAUUUGUCGUUUAAAAUUGUCUUCGAAACGAAACUUUUAAGAACUUUUAGCAUAUGGAUAUUUUGAAGAGUGUCAUACGAUUUUGUUCUUAUGAGAAACCAAUCUUGUCCCAAAUAUGGCUUCC
Messenger RNA from Aedes aegypti (yellow fever mosquito), 5023 nucleotides. RefSeq names its product alpha-catulin (gene alpha-Catr). Lineage: Eukaryota; Metazoa; Arthropoda; Insecta; Diptera; Culicidae. The record is from RefSeq and is a predicted model, not a curated record. Gene Ontology annotation, molecular function: cadherin binding; actin filament binding. Gene Ontology annotation, biological process: Rho protein signal transduction; cell adhesion. The transcript is spliced from 12 exons. The coding region runs from base 1562 to 4330 and encodes 922 amino acids.